AUGGCCUUGAUAGUGGUGCCGCGUCAAGGAGGGAGGAGGAGAAUGUCUUACCCGAGGGGUACUGCAGCAGUUAGAAUGUUGACUGGACACGUAGGAGGACUGCGGACACGUUACUUCUGUCGGACACAGACUAUCUUGGCGUGGCUUGACUCCGGCUCGGCGGAGCAGACGAACUCUUAG
Stereum hirsutum FP-91666 SS1 is the source of this 180-nucleotide messenger RNA. RefSeq lists its product as uncharacterized. The transcript has 2 exons. The coding region runs from base 1 to 180 and encodes 59 amino acids. NCBI's taxonomy places the organism in Eukaryota, Fungi, Basidiomycota, Agaricomycetes, Russulales, Stereaceae. The record is from RefSeq and is a predicted model, not a curated record.